This is a messenger RNA of Anopheles cruzii, 1481 nucleotides long. Its product is annotated as serine protease inhibitor 28Dc-like. Gene Ontology annotation, molecular function: serine-type endopeptidase inhibitor activity. NCBI's taxonomy places the organism in Eukaryota, Metazoa, Arthropoda, Insecta, Diptera, Culicidae. The transcript has a single exon. The record is from RefSeq and is a predicted model, not a curated record. The annotation marks the transcript as partial.
UGCAGGGACGAACUCCUUGGUCCUAUAAUCCGGCAUCGGCCGCCGUCACCGAAUUGGCCCGUUCGAUCGGGGCGAUCAUGGGCCAGCAGAGCAACGCUGGUGUCUUCUCACCGGUCAGCAUCGCCAGUGCCCUCUCACUGAUGCUGAUCGGUGCCGGAGGAGAGACGAAGCGCGAACUGGUACGAGUGUUGGGCUUCCAGCAGUUCGAGCACAAUCUGCUCAACAUUCACCAGCUGUACAGCGCGAUGUUGAACGAUCUGGCCAAGACGCAGUAUGAUGCCGUGCCACCCUUCUGGCGCACGAGGAAUCCAUGCUACGACGGAGACGAUGGUCCGGAUGAGGAUUCUGGCUAUGAUCCGCCCACCAAGGAUACGAUCCGCGUCACGAACGCAGUGUUUGUGCAGGAUGGCCUGCAUCUGAACGGGACGUUUCAGUAUGAAUCCCGGCGGUACUACAACAGUACGGCCGAGAACGUUCCCUUCACGUCCGACCCGAGUCGGGCGGCUGCGCACAUUAAUCGGUGGGCGUCUCACAGUACCGAGGGCAAGAUUCGUGAGAUCGUCUCGUCGUCGUUCGCAGCCGAGACAGAGAUGGUGGUCGCCAGUGCGCUCUACUUCAAGGGGCUAUGGUCGGAGAUGUUCGAGAAGCAGGCGACCGAACUAAAGCCGUUUUAUCCGGACGGGUACGAGCGGCCCUCCAAACCGGUUCUCACGAUGGCGGCCAUCGGCUGCUUCCCCUACUACGAUGCGUCGUCCGAGUACGGCGCGAGGAUCGUCGGCUUGUCAUACCAGAGCAACAAGACGGCGCUCUACAUCAUCAUGCCGGUCAACUCGACUCGCCAGCGCAUGCAGGACUUCCAGCGCGGUCUCACACCGGCCAUAAUCGGUGACAUGGUGACGAAGAUGACGACGCGCAAGUUGUACCUACAGCUGCCGAAGAUGCGCAUCUCGAACACGAUCAACCUGCGCGACGUAUUGCAGCGGCUCGGGCUGCGUACAAUCUUCGACCGUGGCCAGAGCGAUCUGUCGGGGAUGAUCGCGCCGCCGUCGUCGAUCACUGCCAGUGGGUAUGCGACGCGCUUCGGUGAAACGGCCGACCCGUCGUCCGUAGUGUUUCCGGAAGACAAUCAUCAUUCUGUGGCCGAAAUGCCAACCGUCGGGCGAUAUGGAACUGAAAAUAACCGACAGCCAGCCAGUAAUCAGCCGAGUAGUAAUAGUUUCCAUCAAACCGUAGCCCCCGAACCGACUCGACAACAGCCACGGCAACAGCUGCAUGUUAGCGAAUUCAUCCACAAGGUGGAGCUGGACAUCAACGAGAAGGGCACGGAGGGCGGGGCAAUUACGACGUCCACGGUGUUCCGGUCGCUACCGUCGGUGUACUUCCGGGCCGAUGCCCCAUUCCUGCUGCUGCUUGGGCACGACGAAACUAGACUUCCUCUGUUCUACGGCAGCAUCUACGAUCCUUCGUCGUCGUAAGCUGUA